Molecule: messenger RNA, 921 nt
Organism: Oikopleura dioica
Lineage: Eukaryota; Metazoa; Chordata; Appendicularia; Copelata; Oikopleuridae
Source: the annotation of a GenBank genome assembly
AUGAGACUUUUACCAUUUUUUCUCGCGCUUGUGUCAGCUGGAACUGUUGACGUAACAAAAUUUGUGACAAAGACGAACACAUGGACUUGCAGAGCUUGUUUCAAUGUCAGACUGCAGUUUGGCUUUAGUCAGGCUGGAAUCAAAAGCUGGAACUCAAAAACCGCUUGGAUCGAAAUCGGCCUCUCGAACGAAGUCGGUUUCAUCAAAACUGAAGGAAUUGUCAAAAAAGUCGAUGGCAACAUGAAAACCUACAAGUUCACCUUCAUUCCCCACUUCAAUCCUGGCGACAAGCGAAUCGAUUUCAACACUGAAUUCCGAGAAUUGAUGGCCGCUUUUGGCCAGAAUUUGGGAACAAAGGUUGAACAUGUUUAUGUUCAUGGAGUUGCUACUAACAACAAGACACCACCACCAACUGGAGGCCCAACCACGACAACCACCACCACCACAACUCCCCCUCCCCUCUCUUUCUGCGGCAUGGACAUCACUGAAGCCCACCCAACCGAAGAAAAGGGCUCCUGGGCCUGCGAUUCCGACAAGGAUGAGAAGCGACAAGUCCGCUGCAAAUUCCAGUGCUUCGAUGGAUUCAAGCCUUUUGCCAUUUCAACUUGUCUUCGACGUGAACGUGGAAAUGAGUGGUCCAAAGUCAGACGUGGCAAGCUCGACUGUACUACUUGUGCUCAAAACACGUUGGAGGAGAUGUACACCAUCAAAGGCGGAUCCUUCAAGUGCAACUUGGAAUACGACGCCGGAACUGCCAUCCUCCGACGCGGCGGUGACGGUGGUCGAGUUCGAAGCUGCUCCCCAAAAUGCAACAAACCCAACCCAGACAUUGAUGGAAAGAUCGUCUUUCGAUGCCGAAACAACAAAGGAUGGCGCUUGUCCCAAGGCUCCGUCGACGGAAACGUCAUUAACUGUAAAUAA